Lycium ferocissimum is the source of this 718-nucleotide messenger RNA. Its product is annotated as small ribosomal subunit protein uS12. The transcript is spliced from 3 exons. Gene Ontology annotation, molecular function: structural constituent of ribosome. The record is from RefSeq and is a predicted model, not a curated record. Gene Ontology annotation, cellular component: ribosome; cytosolic small ribosomal subunit. Lineage: Eukaryota; Viridiplantae; Streptophyta; Magnoliopsida; Solanales; Solanaceae. Gene Ontology annotation, biological process: translation. The coding region runs from base 153 to 581 and encodes 142 amino acids.
AUUUCUCCAAGCCCAAUCCAAGAGAUCCAAUUCAAUUUACUUCACAAAUUUGAAAGGUGUUUAUAAAGAAAUUAGGGUUUUACGAGCGGCUGCCUCUUCAUCAACCUCUCAAACCCUAAUUUGAAGUUUGACUUUCUCUUCACUCUGCAAACAUGGGGAAGACACGUGGUAUGGGAGCUGGACGCAAGCUGAAGUCUCACCGCAGAAGACAAAGAUGGGCUGACAAGUCCUACAAGAAAUCCCAUCUUGGAAAUGAAUGGAAGAAGCCAUUUGCUGGUUCAUCCCAUGCUAAAGGCAUUGUGCUUGAGAAGAUAGGUAUUGAGGCUAAGCAGCCCAACUCUGCUAUUCGUAAAUGUGCUAGGGUUCAAUUGAUCAAAAACGGGAAGAAGAUUGCUGCAUUCGUUCCUAACGAUGGUUGUUUGAACUACAUUGAAGAAAAUGAUGAGGUGUUGAUUGCUGGAUUUGGUCGAAAGGGUCAUGCCGUAGGAGAUAUUCCUGGUGUCAGAUUCAAAGUUGUGAAGGUUUCUGGUGUAUCUCUCUUGGCUCUCUUCAAGGAGAAGAAGGAGAAACCAAGAUCUUAAUUUGCCAUUUUGCCAAAAUACUGUUUCCAUGGACUUCUAGUUUUCUUGAGUUUUUACUUUUUGAGCAACUAUUUUUAAUAUAGGCACCUUGCACUGGAAUUUUGGUUCAUUUCUUUUGAGUUCCUGGUGUUACGUAA